AUGCUGGAGGACACCGUGGCCCGCGUGGUCACCGCCAAACUCGGCAAGUAUGUCAAGGCUAUUGAGCCUGAGGCUCUCAAGGUGGCUAUUACCUCGGGUGUGGUCGAGCUGGAGAACCUGGAGAUCGAGCCGGCGGCCUUUGUCGACUACCCUCUCGCCGUCGUCUCCGGCUCGCUCGCCAAGGUCUCCGUCCGCAUUCCGUGGAAGGUCUGGUCGACGCCUGUCUCUAUGGAGGUCUCGGGCGUCCACCUUCGUCUCGGGCCCAAGCGUGUACCUGACGAUCGCGAGCGUCUGGCCAUCAAGCGUGCUCGCCUCGAUGAGCUCGCCGCAGACGACGCUCUCCGCAUCGAGGCCGCCCUCCGCUCCAAGGGCGCCGGUGCGCCCGUUCCCGAAACCGACAAGGCUUCUGAUGGUAUGCUUGAUCGUCUCGCCACAAAGAUGGCCGAGAAUCUGCAGGUCACCCUCACAGACGUCAAGCUCAGCUACAUCGAGGACGGUGAGCUCUCCAUGGGGGUUACCCUCGACUCGCUCGCCUUUACCUCGACCGAUGAAGCCUGGGUCCCCACCUUUGUCGAGAACUGCUCCUCCACCCUCAUCCACAAGCUCGGCUCGCUUUCGGGCCUCUCCAUCCACGCCGACGUCAGCUCGACUCCAGACGCGGCCAGCGUCCUCCGUCCGCUCGAUGGCGAGCUCAAGGUUGCCAUCGUCCGCGAUCCGGCCUCAUCGCCCGAGACGCCGCGCAUCACCGCUACCCUCGGCCUCAACUCGGGCGUUGACCUCGCCCUCGACUCGGCCCAGUGGCAAGCUCUCGCGCGUGUCCUCGCCACCUGUUCCAUGUACUCCAAAAUUGCCCGCCACGCCUACCACUUGCAGGACAACGACCUCGCCGCAGACGCCGACCAGCUCGCGGAGCGCUAUUCAGCGCUUCUCCUUGCCGGCCCCGACUCGGCCCCUGACGAGUGCGAGUACCUCGAGUCGGCCCUCCCGCUUGCUGUACUCCGCGCCGCCCGCCGCAAAGUAGCCCACGACGCCCUUGUCGCCUCGCUUGCUGCGGAAAAGGCCGCCGCAGAGCUCGCCGCCUCGCAAUCGAUCGUCUCGCGCCUCUUCUCAUCGUGGUGGUCGUCGCCGUCGCCUGCGCCUGCAGACGAUUCCGCUCACGCUCCGCCCCCUACCGUCCUCACCGACGACGAAAUGGUCGAUUUGCUGGGUCUCUCGUCGGCCGACGAGCUCUCCGCUCUCUCGUCCGCUGACGAUCUCCCGCCGUCGUACGUCCUCCUCGAUGCCUCGGUCAAGCUCUCCUCGCUCUCACUCGCCCUCACCGAUGCUGGGGACAAGCUUCUUGAUGCCACCGCCACCAGCCUGGGCCUCACAGCCUCGGUCUCAAACUCGGGUUUUGCCUUUGACGCAAGCCUGGGAUCGUUCCGCGUCGCCGACACCACCGCCAAUACCGACAUUGUCUCGUUUGGCGACUCGGCCCAUGCCCACGCCCUCACCUGCUCGCUCGCCAAGUCGCUCUCGGCCGAUCCGCACCCGCUCCCGCAGUACAGUCUUCGCAUCCGCUCGCUGCCUUGUACCGCCGGCAUCUCUGCUUCCUCGCUCGGCCGGCUUGUUGCCGCAUUCUCCGUCCCGCACAAUGCGCUCCUCGACUCAAUCUACGCUUCGUACGCCGCCCAGCUCAAGGAGUUCCAGCGCGUGACCCUAGCGGCUUGUGCUGGCCGCUCCGUCAUCAAUCUCGACAUCGCUCUGCAGGCCCUUACUCUGGCCCUCGACUCGGAAGUUGCCCUCACCACAACCGGCCUCACCGUCGUCUCGUUUGCCGGCGACGCCAAGGAUGCCGCCCUUGCUGGAAACCACCCCCAGCCGGCUGACGUCCGCACCGUUGUCACUGUCGACGCCACCGACGUCGCGCUCUCGGCCGGCGGCGCCAACGUCAUCGCUCCCACCUCGCUCGCCCUCCGGGCCCUCGACCUCUCCUCGGACAUCCUUGACGUCUCUUCCACCCUGCCUGAGCUUGUCUUUGCGCUUCCGCCCGCCCAGGCCGCAGCGCUCCUUGCCGUCGCCACCUCGUACUCGGCUGCGCUGGCCUCGGCCCCGUUGCCGCUCCCAAUUGCCGCGUCAGAGUCUGGCGAGACCGACGCCGAUGUCGAUGCCGAUGCCGAGACCAAGACCGAGGCUGAAGACUCGCUUGAGGACUCGGACCAGUUUUUCGACGCGGCCGAUGACCUGGAACCGAUCUCGUCUUCAGCUGUUGCUCCUGCUGCCGAGCCAGCUGCUGUCUCGGCCCGCCUCGCCCUUCACGUUCCGCGGCUGGAGCUGGUGCUCGAGCCUGUCGGCACCGACCGCCGCCUUCCGUUUGUCGUCGUCACUGGUGUCCAUCUAGACUACGCCCACUCGGCCGAUGCAAUCCUCCUCAACUUUGCUGUCCCGUCGGUCACUGUCAUCGACCCGUGCUCCGGCGUCGCUCUCCUCUCCACCCCGGAUCAUGCUGAGGCCUCGGCGCUCGUCGAGCUCAAGUACUCGGUCGCGCUGGCAGCGUCGCCAGUCACCCACUCGCUUCACGUCGCCGCCGCACAUCUCCACGUUGUUCUCCUCCCGCCGCCGCUCCUCGCUCUCCACGGCUACGUCCGCUCGGCCCUCGCACCGCUGCCCAAGGCCGAGACCAGCCCGGACGUCCAUGCUGCGCCAGACGCCGCGCUCGCCAGCGCGCGCUGGACUGGUGUUGUCGACGCCUCGGCCUCGGUCAACUGCAUCACUCUCGACCUUCUUGGCGAGGACUCCACCGCCCCGCUGUUCUCGGCCGAGCUCACUAGCUCGUCCGCCGCUGUAGCUCGCGCCUCUUCCGGCGAGCUCACCGCCUCGCUCACCAUGGGCAACAUCUCGGCCUUGGACGCCACCCUUCCGCUCGACUCGCCCUACGCCGACUCGCUCAUCACGCUCACCGAUACCCACGCCGCACAAGUCAAUCUCUCUUACGACCCGGCAUCGGCCGCCACCCUUGUUGCCCGUCUCGACAUUCCGUCGGUCCGUGUUGUCGUCCUUGCCUCGACACUCACAGUUGUGUCGAGUGUGCUCGGCAAGCUCGGCGCUCUCCGUCCGGCCGUGGAAAACACUGCGUCAUCGCUCGCCACCACAACCAUGGAGACGCUCGCCACCCAGACCUCGCCUUCCGCAUCCUUUGCCUGCCACGCUUCGGUCGCCUCACCAGUCAUCAUCAUCCCGGCCUCGCCCACCUCGCGCGAGGCCGUCACUCUUGAGCUCGGCACCCUGGCAGUCGCUCCCGCAAGCGGACCCACUGCCUACACUCUCUCGCUAUCGCAUGUCGUCGCUGCCGUCUACGCCGACGCCGACCAGCCGCCGCUCCUCCUCUGCCAGCCGUUUGACAUGGCCGCUUCGCUCGACGUCGCCGGCCCCGCCCCGAUUCUCGACGUCCGUGCCGGCGACGUCACCUCGCAGCUCGCGGUCUCGGACGUUGGCCGUGCUGUCGCUAUCGUGCUGAGCAACCUGGCUGGCGCCGAUCCGGUGGCUCCGGCUCGCCCAACGCUGAGCUCGCACGAUGUCGUGCCCGCGACGAGCUCUGCUCCAGACGCGUCGUCUCCUCCGUUUCGUAUCUCGCUUCUUGUCCCACGCGUUGCACUUACCCUCGAUUCCGAGCCCGACGAAGAGCGCCCACGGCUUCCCAUCCUCUCCAUCGCUUUUGUCGAUGCCUCGCUCUCCGGCGCAGGUAGUGAAUGGAGUGGCGCACUCUCUACGCUUCUCGUCUCGGACCUCCUUGAGACCGCGGCCGACUCGCCUGCCGCUCCACUGGUCUCGUCGCACUCUGCGGGUGACUCGCUUGUUUCGUUUGCCUACACCCCUGAUGGUCUCCUUGUUGACAUCAGCGCCGUCGACUUUGCGCUCUCGCGCCUCUCUAUCGCCCGCCUUCUCACCUACCUCGACGUUCUCACCGCGUCGUCGGCAGCGCCCGAGAGCCGUGCUCCGCUUCUGGACGCGAGUGCUGCUGUUCCUGCGCCACAGCCUGCCGACGCGGCAUCGUCCGGCCUUGGCUCCAUUCGCGUCAAUCUCGCUUCGUUUGGUGUGAGUCUCGUAGCCUUUGACCCACCGUCGGGUGCGCCGCUGCCGGAUCUAUUUGAGCAAGCACCGCGCGCCUUUGUUCAUCUUGCCCAUCUUGGCUUUGCCUCGUCGACGUUCUCGCUCACCUCGACCAACCUCGCGCAUCACUUCGAAGCUCAUCUCGGCCCGCUCACUGUCACUGACACCUCGCCGUGGGCAGGCUGUCACACCGCCGUCUGCGCGCCGUCGUCCGCGACGUCAUCCGCUACCUCGGUCGACGUUGUUGUCGGCAUGGAGCCAAACGCUCCGCUCGACAUCAGCGUUGCGGUUGCUCCGCUCGAAAUCACCCUUCUCUAUCGCUUUGCCAUGGACAUGGCGGCCUACUUUGGAUCGUUUGGCACGCUGCUUCCCAAACCCGCCUCCAGCGGCAGUGCCGUGGCGUCGACGACUCUCGAGGCUGUCCCCGACGCGCCGACUCCCUACCGCCUCACGCUCGACGUGCCACGAGCUGUCAUUGCCCUUCCACGCAACGCGCUCUCCCGCGACGCUAUCGUUCUCAAGCUGGCAGGCGUGUCGGGCUCGAACGCCUUUGACCUUGACGCUGGUACCGACACACUCUCGAUCAGCAUCGGCCACGCUGGCAUUGCCACCAUUGCUCACGAGGCCGAGGCCAAUCUGGUCCUCGACGUUGCCACGUCGCUCGCCUUUGAGCGUGCCCUUGUUCCUGGCACAGCUUCAUGCCUCACCAUCGGAUUUGGGUCUGGCGUCGUUGCCACCCUCAGCCAGGAUCAGUACACCCUCGUCAACGCCUACUCGGGCGAAGCCAUGGAUGAGACCAAGGCGUCAGCGUAUCUGCAGCUCGACCGUGCACCGGCCUCGGUCGGCACUCGCCCGCCGCCUCCGGACAAGGAUCCGAGCCUGCUUCCAUCACUUGACGCCUGCACGCCAGGCGCCAGCGACGCUGAUGUCUCUGCUGCCACCUUUGUCUUUGGCAUGGACCUCCCUUCGGGCACCGUGGUCUUCAACGCGCUCUCUGGCGCAGGUCCCCUUGCCCACGCCGUCAUCGACGGUCUUGCUCUCCGCACCACUUCGCGGCUCCGUGGCGACAUGGACGUGUCGCUUACGGUCCAGGGCCUGUUCCUCCGCGACGUUCGUGAGCCAUAUCUUCGGACCUCGGUCCACGCCUCGCUCCUUGCGCCGGUUGUCCCUGCCGACGGCACCAAUGGCGCGCCGCAGCUCACCAUUGCCGGUGUCCACCAUCCGCUGGGCGCGCCCAUGCCGGGCCUCUCGUACACCGUCACUCUCGACCACUCGCAGACGCUUGUGGUUCCCGACGUCAUGCGUGAGCUCUACGCCUUUGUGUGGCCCAUCGACAACUCGCCGUCGCCGCCGCAUUAUCGCGACACCACUGCGGCCUGGUUCGACCGCCCGCUGGAGAAGCGCGCGACCCGCACCCUCACAACUGUUUUGAUCUCCUCGCCGCAAAUCGUCAUGCCUGGCGAUCACACCCGUCCUGACUCGCGUGCCCUUGUGCUGGACCAGUCGCUCUCGGUCGUCUACGAUGGCUUGGGCGCAACAGCCACCACUCGGAUCGAGUCCAAGAGCCUCGAGGUCUUUGCUGCCGACAUUGACAACCUCGCGAGCUCGGCUGUCGCCAUCCUGGCUCCCAUUGACAUCUCGGUCACCGUCUCGACAGCACCAGCGGUCCCGACUUCGGUUGUGGUCGCCACCGCCGCCUACGACGCCUUUGUCGCCUACUCGGACGUCAGCCUCAUGGCUGCUGCCGCUGCCUCGCUCUCGGCCGGCCAGACGGCCCCGGCUGUCUCCACUGAGCUCGCCGCAGCAUCAGAGGCCAAGCCUCCAUCGCCAGGCAUGGUCCUCACGCUGGCCUCCCAGUCGCUGCGAGUCACACUGGUCAACGACUCACAAGGCGAGAAUGUGCCGCUCCUUCGCCUCGAUGCGUCAAUGGGCGGCUCAACGGCCGGCGAGAACCCGCGCAUCAACGCUGCGGUGGCGCUCAACUUCUUUAACUGCGAGGUCUCAGCCUGGGAGCCGCUGGUCGAGAAGACCAUGCUUCGAAUUGGCCUGCGGCCUGCAGACGCCCAAUCCCGCGACGGCCUCGCCUUGAAGCUCGCGGUUGUGUCGCCUCUAGCUGUCACCGUCACAGCUGCUGGCCUCGGCGUCGUGCGACUGGCGACCGAGCUUGCUGCGCUCGCCACCGAUCGGUCUGACGAUCCGAACCGGGCUGCAGCGUCGGCCGCAGAACCUACGGGAGCCGGCCCAAGUACGCCAACCGCCGAGGCGCUGACCAACAAGCGAUCGCGCGGCUCACCAUACAUGGUGACCAACGCGACUGGACUUGCUCUCCGGCUCUCGGUCGACGGGUGCGUCACCGAGCUGGAGGCCAACACCGCUUCACCACUUCUUCUCCCGCUCCACACCUCCAAGGUGCGAAAGCUCGCGUCGUCCGCGGAAACGACCAUGACUGCACAGCUCCUGACCGGGCCAGUCGCUCAGGCGCUCGUCGACGCCAACUACCUUCCACUGGUUGACGAUCCCAACUGGGGUGGGGUUGACCAGGAUCUUGCUGCGCUCUUUGCGCCGAUCACGACUCUUCCGCUCACCUCGGUCGGCUCGCAUGUUGUGGCGCUGCAGUGGAGCUCCAGCGGCGCGCCAUCCGGCGCCUACCUCUACUACGAGGUCACGCUCCUGCCCGAGGGCAAGUUCCAUCUCAAGUUUGCCUCGGGCAUGGUUCUGCGCAACGACUCUGCGCUGGCGUGGGAAGUGGUGGCGGGCGCCAAGGCGACCAAGCUGUCGUUCUCGCUCUCGCGUAGCCUUGCGUCGGGCGAGUUCGUCGCCAUCCCGCCGCUUAUUCUCCUGCCUCAUCACUCGGGCCUCUCGGCAGCCGUCAAGAUCCGGCCUACCGGCGGCUACAAAUGGCCCAAGGCCGGCUUCAAGUGGCGCAAGAUCGAGCUUGUCGACGAGACCGGACUUGCGAGUCAUGACCCGCUUCUUGCAGGCGUUGUCGAAGCCGAGGGCAAGUCGAACACCGACUCGCUCAUUCCUCUCCGUGCCAAUGUCUAUGCCGAGCCUGUGGUCUCCGGCGCCGACGCUUUUCUGGCGUGUAAGGUCUACCCGGGCCACUGGUUCUCGAUCUCGACGCCGAUGGCGGUGACUAACGCGCUGCCGUGCGCCCUCGAAUAUGAGCUGGCGCCUGUGGCGGGCCAAAUCCUUUCCCGCGCCGGCAAGCUUGGUCCGCUCAACUCGCUUGAUGUGCAUGAGGUCAAUGUCCACGACGGCGCCUUCCGCAUGCGGAUCCGGGCCGGUGGCCACGAUUGGUCAAAUUGGACCGUCGUCCGCCUCCUCCCCGAGGACUUUGACGAGUGCGAUACCGCUCAGAUCGACGCGCUUGAGAGGAUUGCCCGCACCCAGUUUUUCUCGCUCCCGCAGGUUGGCGCGCUCGGCAUGGGCGACACUGCCCGGGUCUCGGUCGUGAGAUUUGCCACCGACUACGAUCCCGACACGCGGACCCACUCGGUUGUGUGCUAUGCCGAGUACUGGUUCAUCAACAAGACGCCGUGGGAGGCGCGGUUCGCCAAGUCGGGAGCGACCACGAGCAAGCACAAGGUUCUCCCCGCCCUGGCUAGCGGCGCGGCUUGUGAUGCCGAACUGUGCACGCCUGUGCCCGGUGUCGGAGUGGCCGAAGCUAAGAUCACGUUCUACUCCAAGUCGCCGUCGGCAACAACCAUGGCCGGCAAGUUGCGGGCUCGGCGCCGGCUGCGGCGGCACAGGCGGCGCGGCCGAGUUGCGCAAGCCAUCCGCCACGGCUCGGCGGGAGCAGCACCGCUGUACUUUUCCAGCUUUCCGCUUGUUGUCAGCAUCGACAAGACCAACUACUCGCCGGCCGCUAUUGAUGUCUCGGGCAACAUCGGCGAGAGCCUGCUAACUUGCGAGGAGCGGCGGCGACAGGCGUCGCGGUCGGCGCGGUACGACAUGACGCUCUCGUCUCAGGUCGGUUCCGGCCUCCUCGCUCACACGCGGCUGGUGGUCAUCCAGCCACGAUACGUGCUGGUCAACGAGACCUCUGCGUCGCUCGAGUUUACACAGGCACCGGCGAGCAGCAUACCGCUGGCCAUUCUUCCGCCGCGGUCGCGGGCGCCAGUGGUGUGGCAGGACGCCACCAUAGAGCGGCACGUCUUUAUGCGCCGUGCUGAUGGUACCGGCUGGCGAUGGACGCGCCCAUUUGGCCUUGCUUCGCUCAUCGACUGCCCAGUCAAGCUCCUCAACUACGAGACGAACACCAUGAACCUUGUGCGGCUGCACAUGGUGGUGGAGGACAAGUCGGUGGUGGUCCGUCUCUCGCACCACGUGCCCAUCGCGCCAUACCGGAUCCGCAAUCAGACUCCAUUUGCGCUAGAGGUGAUGGAGAGCGGGGUGUCGCACGCUCUGCCUGUUGCGGCGCUGGGUGAGACCGGCCUGGUGCCCGAGGCGGGCUCGGGCGCGCCAUUUGAGCUCUCGCUCAGCUGGAUGCGACCAAAUCAGAGCGAUCUUGCCAUCUCGUUCCCGUCGUCGAUAUUUGCUGCCGAAGGCCUUGCCGAGGUCCUUGUCUUGCACCCCAACAACAUCUUGCGGGUCAACGUGUUUGCCGACGGGCCGGCCAUGGUGCUGGAAGCGUCGUGGCGAGCGGGGGCGAGCAUGGCCGAGGUGUCGGCGGCGGCGGCCGAUGCGGCGGCUCGUGCGGCCGUGGUUACCGAUGGUUGGGCUGUUGUCCCGCGCCCGCCGACGACGCCGUGGACGGUGGACCUCAACAUUUUGGCCAUCACGGUCUCAGUUAUUGUGCCACACCACCCACGGCGAUUUGGUGCACCUGGCGAGCUCUUCCUUGUCUCGCUUGACGACAUCGAGGGUAAGCUCGAGGUGUUCAGUGACGGUGAGGCUGCUGUGUCUGCCAACAUCUGGGGCGCGCAAAUCGAGACUGUGGAGGCGUCGCCCAGCCACAAGCCCAAGUUCCCGGUCCUACUCUAUCCGCGAUGCAAGAAGGACAGGCGCAGCGGACGCGGCGGAGCGUCGUCGUCGACGGCAUCGUCACAGCGUGGCGAGCUACCGGUCUUUUCGCUGGAGGGAACCGGAUCUGCGUCGUCGCCGUCGGUUCGCUACAUCUCGGCACUCAUGGUUGCCGUUGCGCCUCUAGAGCUCCGGGCCGAGCUCUCGUCGCUCAAUGCGCUCAGCGGACUUGGCAGAGCAUGGCGACCGGAGGAUGACGUCUUUGACGCAGCUGCCGAGUUGCAGGCACUGGCAGAGACGGUCGGCGUGGUUGGGCCCGAGAGCGACAAGGAUGGGCCAGAAGGCGCGGGCAGUGGCGGCAAGCAGCUGUACUUUUCGUUCCUGCAACUGCCGUCGAUCUCGUGCUCGCUCACGUUUGCGAUGGAUGCCGAUCUGCUGGCGAUGGUGGCCGCGGUGGAGCGCGCGCCGCUCUCACUGUCAGACCUUGUGGCGGAGCGGUUGUUUGUCAACCCGGCGACGCUGGCGGCGCUUGUCGGGGCGCACUACUCGGGUGAAGCGCGUGCGCAGGCACUGGCGCUUGUGGGCUCGUCGGAGGUGCUCGGCAACCCACUGGGUCUGGUGGCGGACCUCAAGACCGGAGUGUCAGACGCGUUCUACGAGCCGGUGGUGGCACUUCGGCAAGGGCCGGAGGCGUUUGCCUCUGGCCUGGUGUAUGGCGGCGAGUCGUUGGUGCGCAAUACAGUGCAUGGGGUGUUCAACACCACGUCCAAGCUGGCGGCGUCGGUCUCUAAGGGCCUCACGGCGCUUUCGAUGGAUCGCGAGUACGCGGCAGAGCGACAGGCAGAUCGCGAGCGGAACCAGCCAACCGGGGCGGUGUCAGGUGUGACGACUGGCCUGCGGCGAUUCGGCAAGGGCUUGAUCUCGGGCGUGACCGGCGUGGUGACACAGCCGGUCAAGGGUUCGCGCAAGUCUGGCGCACGCGGGUUCUUCAAGGGCGUGGGCAAGGGCGUUGCGGGGCUGGUGACCAAGCCUGUGGUUGGCGCGCUCGACCUUGUCGACUCGGCAUCAGAGGGCAUCCGCAACGCGGCGUCGAUGGUGGCUGGUCCACCGGCGCCGCGGCGGCUGCCGCGAGUUGUCCCGCACCGACUCGGCGGCGUGCUCCAGCCGUACUCGCCCGACGAGGCCGAGGGCCAGCUGGCGGCGUGGAGAGCGCUGCCGCCGCAGGCGCGCGAGCGCAUGGCUAUCGGCGCCGAGGCGUUUGUGGCGAGCUUUUCCACCAACGAGGGUGCACUGGCGAUCAUUUCGACGUCAACGCUCUACAUCCUGGAUCCUGCGCCGCACACCCGCGAGAUUGUGGAUGCAUACUACGCGCGAGCGACAAGCAAGCUCCAUCCCAAGGCGGCCGGACGACUGGCGUACGAUGCACCGCUCGACUCGCUGCUGCGGCUGGAGGUCGAGCGCGGCUUUCUGGUCAUUCGCAUCCACACUUCGGUCUCGGCCGACUCGCUCAACCUUUACUUUGCGUCGAGCCGCGAGCUCGAGGCGGCCGUGAAUGCUCUGCGAGCCGCGUCGGGCUGGGCCGGCGAAGCAGGAUGUACCAGGCGGCAGUUCCGGUUCCGACUUCCCAACGAGACACUGAUCAAGGGCCGCGAGUCUGACUCGGACGUCAUGCUUGUGUGUGAUGGGUUCAAGCGCAAGGUCGCCGCGGGCUUGGCGGCGGUGCGAGGGUACACAACCGGCGCCGCGCUCACGCUGCCGGCCGACGUCGUGGAGGCCAUUCCCACCGGCGAGCCGCUGACCAAGGCUCGCCCCGACGAGUAUCCACCAGCCGGCACAUUGGUGGCGGUCGGCGAUGUGCUCUAUGUCGUUGCACCCGGACAGAAUCGGCUGAUGGCGGUCAGCACGUCGAUGGCUGUGGAUGCCGAGGUUCGAGCCGGCGCUGUCGAGAUGACCCCCCUCGAGCUCUCUGCCUUUGUGGUCCAGGUUUCAAGUUAAACACCGACACCUAGCGCUG
Molecule: messenger RNA, 11068 nt
Organism: Thecamonas trahens ATCC 50062
Lineage: Eukaryota; Apusomonadida; Apusomonadidae
Product: vacuolar protein sorting-associated protein 13C
Exons: 2
Coding region: 1-11049 (3682 amino acids)
Biological process (GO): protein retention in Golgi apparatus; protein targeting to vacuole
Cellular component (GO): extrinsic component of membrane
Source: RefSeq, a predicted model, not a curated record